Molecule: messenger RNA, 15793 nt
Organism: Pocillopora meandrina
Lineage: Eukaryota; Metazoa; Cnidaria; Anthozoa; Scleractinia; Pocilloporidae
Source: the annotation of a GenBank genome assembly
UGUGACGUCACACUAACUUGGGCUUGCUUUUUUAGGGAGGAAUACUAUUUGACAGAGGGUCUUGAAUUGUUUACGUGUUUCGCUAUCCGUAUUUGCUCCUCAGCUUGGUUUUUGUUCGCCGUUAAUCGAAUUGCACAGUUAUAAAAAGCCAAAGGCCAACAUUUGUCGCCAGUGUGGCGCGGCUGUUUAUUCACCUUACGCGUCGCCAGUAAGGCGCCAUUGAAACAUUCGCAAGUUUGGUCACCACAGUGCAUGUUUGAGUCGGCAAACCCCUCUACCUAUCUCACUCAACUGAGAUUUGCAAGGUUUUUCGUCGAAUUGUCUCAUUACUAGCGUGUGACUGAGCAUAAACCGCCGAGUAAGCACUCGGAAUAACGGAAAAAAGUUGACAAGAUGACUACGAUGGCUUCGCUCUUCUCUUUCACCCCUCCUGCGGUGAAAAGACUUCUUGGCUGGAAGCAAGGCGACGAGGAGGAAAAAUGGGCUGAAAAAGCCAUUGAGUCUCUGGUUAAGAAGCUAAAGAAGAAAAAGGGCGCCUUGGAAGAGCUGGAAAAAGCUCUGUCUAACCCUGGACAACCUUCCAAAUGUGUUACAAUCACACGCAGUUUGGAUGGCCGCCUUCAAGUCUCUCACCGAAAGGGUCUGCCGCAUGUAAUCUAUUGUCGCGUUUGGCGAUGGCCCGAUCUUCAAAGCCACCACGAAUUAAAACCUUUAGAUUGCUGCGAAUAUGCCUUUGGGCUAAAGCAGAAAGAAGUCUGUAUUAAUCCCUACCACUACAGACGUGUAGAAAGCCCAGGUGAGGCGAGACAGACAGCUUUAGUUAUUAUAGAAAAAUAAGUACCUCAAAGCUUUGAAGUACUAAAGUGUCUUGCGAAUAUUACGCUAUUCAUAAUUUUCUUCUACAAUGUUUAGCAUCGUUUGUUCUAUCAAUCAGCUGAUCAAGAUGAUUCGUAGGCGAAGUUUAGCGCACUGAAACAUUUUGCCCUUGUAACAAUGAAUAAACGCAAGUGGAUAUUUUCCCUUUUAUUGUUUCCACAGUAUUACCACCAGUACUUGUUCCGAGGCAGAGCGAAUAUCCAAGACCUCCUCCACCACUGCCUUCUCCAUUUCGAAGCGCCGAUGACCCACCGAUGCCCUACAAUGCUUCUUUUCCAUUCCAAAAUCGCCAAAAUCAACUUGAUCACAGUGCAAACACCUUUGAUAUGCCAGGUGAUGAAAGAUUCUUAUUUGUUUUAUUAUUUCUCAGAUUUGCACCAUUUUGUUCAUAUUUUUCACUGCGUCGGCUACAAUAUUCAAUAUUAGAACUGGUUCUUUUUCUUGGCAACAUAUACAAAUGCAACUUUUGAGCAAUAUUUCGAGAUUUCCUUGUCAGGGUCUUUUUCUUCUGUUCCCAAAAGUGGACCAUGCACGUGUUAGCUAUUAAAAAGCUAAUAUUAGGGUUGGGAUUUUAGCAGACGUUCCGCCAAAGGAGAAAUGAUAAAGUAAUUAUAGAUGUGAUAUUUACACCCCUUUGUCUGCAGUUGGCAUGUGUGACUGAAGAUUGAAUUGAAACCAAAGCAAAAUAUUCAACGUGUAAAUUUUAGACUUCACUCACCCUUGCACUUAUGCAUGUUGGUAAAUGGAUUUUGUUUUGAUAUCAUAAUUUAUGAUUUUAUGAAACGUUGCUUCAUUGGCAUAAUCAGAUGAUAUAAGCCUCAGGACGUCAACAUCGUAAUAUCUAGUUUGGUGACACUGUUGUGUCAAAAUUCCAACAUGGUCAACAUUUUGUUUGCUAAAUAUUUGUUGGGAAAAAAAUGAAAUUCGAUAUCUCUUGUGAAAGAUUUGCUCCUGCAGUUACUGCAGCCUAAUUUGUUUUCUUUUGUUUUUCUACCUUGCAACAUUUAUGUAAACUGUAAACGGGAAAUCUGACAGGUGCUCGCCAUUUUAUAGCAGCAAAUUGUAAAAAUUUAGAUGCAAAGAGCUCUGUUUUUGAUUUAAGACCCAUGCAGAGAAAGAAAGGGGCUAUUUUGCCUGUUAUGAAGGCUUCCAAAGAAUUAAAAUCAGAUCAAAAUUUUUGGAUUUCCUUAUGGACAUCAUUCAUUACCCUUGGGCAGUAUUCAUUACCCUUGCUUUUCUGGGGGUUUCUCUUUCAGUGUAGUUUUAAUCUAUGAACUUGAGUGAAAUGUGUAGUUUGUUACUUAACAAGUUUUUUGUAUGAUUAGAUCAAGAGGUAUGGGUAUUUUUUAUAUUAGUGGGUGGUCAACUAGACUAGGGAUGCUACUGUUGUAGACAGUCUUCAAGAGUCCUAUAUUGCCUUCAUCUACACAAUACUUUAGCAAAUGAUGACAAUUUAUUUUUGGAGUUGUUACGUUGGAACUGAUACACAAAAAGUAAUCUAUCAGCUUGCUCUGUUUGAUGAAACUCACUGCAAAAUUCUAACAAGCUGCACAUCUAAGAAUUUGUAGUUUUUUUGAUAACCCUAAGAAUUUGAGGUAUCUUUACUGCAAAUACAAGUAACAGUUGUUCUGUGAGAGGGCUCACCCUUUGCCCUCCUUAAAAGUGACUAGCAUCUAAUGUCUCCUUACAUUCUCACCCGGAAUCACACAUUAAGGUCAUGAGACUAAAUGAAUGAUCACCAACUAAAGAGGCUCUUGAUUGUGAAACAAUUUCUACUUGUCAGCACCUUAGGGAAUGUAUAGAGAACAGUAUGGAGAAUAUGCAUACUGAUGUAAAAGUGGUGUAAAGGUUAUAGGUUUCUGGGGAGUUCUUUUAACAUAUUUAUUUCUUUUCAAGAUUCAGUGAGAUUUUGAAAAAGUGUUUAUUCAUGGAUUGUAUCUAGUCAGUUGCACAAUUUUUUUACCUCAACUGGUAGUCACAGUAGUCUUUGGUUAGAGAAGUCCUGUUUCAAGAUCUGGCAACAAUAAUAUACAAUUAUUUUUUUUACAUCUUAAAUGAGCAAAAAGUCCAAAGUCAGGCUAAACAGUUAGAGGAAUUGUUCAGCCUGGUUUGUUACUUCUUUGCACUGAAUUAACCUUUUACAUUGAAUUACCUGAAAAUUGCAUUUAUCUUAACCAAUCAGAACUGAAUAAUUUUUUCUUAUAUCUUAUUAACAUCGAAAUAGUAUAGCAACUUCUAAACUGGAUCAAAAGUUUUUGGCUAACCCCUAGUUAACUAAUUAUGCUUUGAUUGUCAUGAUCCAGGGCCCAGCUUCUCAAAUGCUGUUUGGUGCUAACCAUGAGUUAAAUUUUUAUCCAGGUCUCUUCAACUUCGUUAUUUCAAAAGCUUCUUUUUGAAUAAUUUCCUCUUUUCUCUUAAAAGCAUCCAUUAACCAAAUUAUAGACAAGAAGAAUUAUGGUGAGUUUUCUCUUGAAGCUUUUACAUCUGAAAUAAGAUUUCACACAAACCUUGGGUUACCUUAACCCCAGCUUUGAAAAACAUAAACAAGGAGUAUAAAUGAGUACUGGAAAAUUGUCAGGGAAAGGUGGAAAAAAGCUUGGGGGUGGGAGGGGGGGGGAGGGUGGAGAGAACCCCUGAGGGAUUGGCAUCUAUCACAGUGGAGAACCUGUGGUAAAACUCACAGGUGUGGGACUCUUUCUUAGUGUCCACGUUUUCUUGACCCUUUCACUCUCAAAAUCUGAAAUUGUUAAUUCUCUCCUCUAGCUGCUACACAUUGCCUUGUGAAUUAUUUACAAGAAUAUGGUGUUAGAUGAAGAUAACAACUUUUACUUGAUAAGAUUGAGAAUUCUCAUUAGCUGUUUCCUAUACUAUGUAUGGAUAUUAUUGGAGAAGUUACAUGUUAAUUACUGGGGAGUUUUGGGGUGUAUGUCCUCCCUUCCUGCAGUAAAGUGAAUUUUAAACAAGUUGGUUUCUAUUGCAGACACACCUACAGGUUAUAUGUCUGAGGAUGGUGGAUCUCCUCGUCCUGUUGACCCAAAUGCAAUGGAAGUGGACAAUGUCAACUCCCCACCAGCUGUGUCACCACAGACAGGUUAGUGGAAAACAUAAAUUUCUCUGAAUUUUCUUGUUUGACUAUUUCACAGUAUUGUAGGGUAUUUGUUGAUUAAAAUAUUUUAAAAAAUAUUGCACUGAGACAGUGCAUUCCAGAGGUUAAUGAACUUAACUUGAAGUCUAUUUAUUAACAUUUCCACAUUUCUGUUAUUUGUUAUUCACAGAUUUGCGACAUGUUACCCCAGUUAAUUACCAGGAGCCAUCUUCAUGGUGUUCAGUCUCUUACUACGAGCUGAAUAACAGAGUUGGUGAACAGUUCCAAGCAAGCUCAACCAGCAUCUUUGUUGAUGGAUUCACAGAUCCAAACACAGCAAAUUCAGAGAGAUUCUGUCUGGGUCUGUUGUCUAAUGUAAAUCGCAAUUCAACCAUUGAAAGUACAAGGCGACAUAUUGGUAAAGGUGUGCAUCUGUACUAUGUGGGUGGAGAGGUUUUUGCUGAAUGCCUCAGUGACUCUGCCAUCUUUGUGCAGAGUAGAAAUUGUAACCACAUUCAUGGCUUUCAUCCAACAACAGUGUGCAAGAUUCCUUCAAGUUGCACACUUAAAAUUUUCAACAGCCAAGAAUUUGCCCAGUUGCUCUCACAAUCUGUCAAUUAUGGUUAUGAGGCAGUGUAUGAGCUGACAAAGAUGUGUUCCAUUCGCUUGAGUUUUGUCAAAGGCUGGGGAGCUGAGUAUCAUCGCCAAGAUGUUACCAGUACACCAUGCUGGAUUGAAAUCCAUCUCCAUGGUCCCUUGCAGUGGCUUGACAAGGUGCUGAUUCAGAUGGGGUCACCUCGAAAUCCAAUUUCUUCUGUUUCCUGAGAACUUUAGUGUAGUUAAUUUGGCAGCAGUGCAUCAUUGGCAUUGUGUUAUUUGGGUAGUUAGGUUUAUGCUGUUGGCUUUGAAAGCAGUUUAUGAAUCAGUGUUUUAAACUUUAUUUGCUCCUUUAUAUUUGUGUGGUUGUGUUGUUUUGCUAAAUCUAUUGAGACCUGGAAUUCAGGCUUUGAUGAGCAGGUUUUCUCUAAAGUUAAGGAGCAGUGCUCACAAAUAGUAAACAUAACAGUUGUUUGUACUAUACAUAUUCCAUACUUUUUGAUUCAAAUGAAAGUUUUCUUUAUUCUGACAAAAGAAAUCAUAUUAUCAUGGUCCAUAUGUUAUUAUGCUACCCUGUCAUAUGCAAAAUAUUUCUUGUUUCAUCAUGAAUACAUAUUAUAAAUAUACUCUCUUGGUUUAUGUUUGAAUGCUAUAUUUGCUUUUCUAUUACCUCCCUCCAUCUGACAGUGAAAUUUCCUUUUUUGAGGCUUCUCAUCUUUUUGUCUGUUAGUUUUUACACCUGUGGCCUUAUACACAUGAAUUUUUUCUUUCAUCCUUUGCAUUAGUUUCUGCUUCUCAAAAUAAUGGCAUCAUAUGGAGGUGAAACAUUUUUGGAGGAGGGGGGUGGGGGGGGCAAAAGCUUAACCUUUUCACUCCAAAGAUCUGACUAGUAACUCUCCCUACUAGGUGUUAGACAAUUUCUUUCAAAUUAGUUAGGAGAAGUGGUAAUACACGACACCAGCUGAUUUUGGUGAAAGGCAUGCCUGGUGAUAAUUAACAACUGCUGUAUCGGAGAUGAAAUAAAGAAAUCUUUUCGUGAAUGAAAUGUCUAAAGCUUACAUCUAUUUCAAGGCAGAUAUAUUUUACCCGUUGGGUAGGUAUGAAGACAGUACGAAUCGUUCCCAACUGCCUUGCCACGCCCAUCUACUCCUUGGGUCUGAUACAAAAGAGUCAUUUGUAAAUGAAUUUCGAUGGGAAUUCGACUGCGCGAAGCUUUCUUUAACAGGACUUUUUUUCAUUUGAGUCGUCUUGGUAGUUUUUACUUUCGCGUAGUUACGUAAUAUGCCACUCUGCAACAUUUGUGCAUGGUUCCGCACUUCAUUAUGCAUACUGUUCUUAGAUUUAGAAACAAUGGCGAAAAAAACAGAUAACUAUAAGACUACGACUUUGUUUUUUAAUGGAGUUAAUAAGUGGAGUUCGUGUUUUAAGAUGAGAGUGAGGCGAGGCCUUGGAGAGAAACAAAAAAUGUGGGUUUUCACGUUACUUUGAUGUAACAUUUACUGUUUGAAGAAAGUCGUAUUGAAGUGAACUCCGAGGUUAACGUAUACACGUUAUGGAUCAGAAUUUUUGUCGAAUUCGAUACUUUUUUCACUCGGUUUCAUAGUAUUUGGAGUUCAGGGGUGAAGAUAUCGGCCCGUUUUUUAAAUUUAUUUAUAUAUUUUGAAGUAGACACCAAAUAUGGUGCUUGAAGGUUUGUACAUAGAACUUGUUACUAUUCUUUGAGGAAAUGCUGGGGAAAGGUUGUGAGUGGUAAUUAAAACAACUGAAUGCUUGAAAUUUUUUCUAUCAAUUUUUUAAAUUUUUUUUGUGGCUCAAACAGGGCAGAAAGAGUAUUCUGGCUGAUCAAUCUUGUUACAUUGCUUGUACUGUUGCCUCUUUCAACCUCCCCUCCCAUCUAAAACAUUUGCAUAUUACUUUGACGUAAACAUCUGUCUGGGAGGUAAACACUUCUAUGUGUAAGAGUGAUGUACAAAUUGCUACAGUUGUUCUAUCUAGAUUAAACUUCAAAAGGAAAGAAACAGGUGUCGAAAAACCUACACUACAGCGUUUUAAUUGUUUCAUUAUAACGCACAGACUACAACAGUAAACCAGCGAUUGUACCACGAGAUGUCUACGCUGUUUUCGUUUGCGCACCCUGCUGUUAAGAGAAUACUUGGUUGGAAGCAAGGCGACGAGGAAGAAAAAUGGGCCGAAAUUGCAAUUUCAUACUUGGCUAGAAGGCUCAAAAAGAAGAAAGGUGCUAUGGAGGAGCUGGAGAAAGCGCUUUCCAAUCCGAAUCAACUAUCACAAUGCGUUACUCUCCCUCGAGGCACCGAUGGACGAAUUCAAGUUCGUCACAAGAAAGGUUUGCCUCAUGUUAUCUAUUGCCGCAUUUGGCGAUGGCCCGAUCUCCAGAGUCCUCACGAAUUAAAGGCACUGGAUUGUUGCGAAUAUGCUUUUGGUUUGAAAAAGAAAGAAGUCUGUGUCAAUCCUUUCCACUAUAGUCGCGUGGAGAGCCCAGGUGAGUUAGACUGAAAAUUAGAGAGAUUGAGAAUUUGGAUUAAUUAAGAUAAAAUACAACUCACUUAUACGUGUUUGGACAUGUACAUUUAUUUGUUUCCUGACCUAAAAACCUGCCUAAAAUUUCUUAUCUUAUUAUCCAUUUUUGUCUUUUAAAUUUCAAACGUUUCAAGAAGUCAAAAAUAUUCUUUCAUCGAAAAUGUUAGUUUGUAUACCAUUUACCCCCCCUAGUUUUUUAAUGUUUUUUUCUUUUUGCAUAUUCACAAUCAUUAAUUGCAAUGAAGAAAGAUUAAAAAUAUUGCUCCUUGGUGCAGCUGACUACAAAGUGUGUUUUAAACAGUGACAAUGCAUCUAGCUAGAGUGUUUGUCAAAUGUCACCAUAAAUUUUGUGUUUACUUUUUUUAAUUAACUUACAUUUUGUUAGAAAUAAUGUUUUGACAAUAAACACCAUUAAUAAUGGGUGUUAAUGGAGGGGGGGCAUCAUAGCAGGGGACACAGUCCUUUCUAGCAGACAAAAGCUAACCGCAAUCAGAUGAUAAGAGUGGAACACACUUCAAGCAGACUCCCUACUCCAGUCAUAUUGUUGUAACUAAAUCUCCUUUUUCCUUGACGCAAGCUUUUAUUUCCUCCAGUCUUCUUUCUCCCCCUCCUCCCCUUGCCAAAUUCCUUACCAUCCAUCUUUUCAGAUAAUUUUAUGCAAAUAAGCAGCAUAAGACGUAUUGCUUCUCCCCCUUGAUCAUAUGCCAAUCCAUACUGCAAUUUACCUCUGAACAUAAUUUUCCUCUACAUGAUACCUUAAAACUGUCAAGAGAACCGUACUACUUGGUUGAAAGGGACAUUGAGGGAGUAAAGAAUCUGGUCUAACAACACAACACAGUGAGCCUACCAAGUUAUGUACAAGCUGGACCUUUCAGUGAUCCGUGGUUGAUUCCACAAACCCUUGGAACUGUGUCCCUCUUACAAUCAGUUGAUAAGCUUUAAUCAUUUUAUGUUCUUAUUCUCCCAGUGUUACCUCCAGUGUUGGUGCCACGGCAAAGUGAAUACCCAAAACCUCAACCACCCUUACCGCCCCCAUUUCAAAGUGCAGCAGAACCUCCAUUGCCAUACAAUGCUUGUUUCCCUUUCAAACAACAAGCACGUAGGCCUGAGGGCAGCAUGAACAUGUACAUGGCAGGUAACUGUACUUUUUGCUCAUUUUGAGGUAUCUUUCUUUUGGUUAACCAUUCUUACUGAAGACUACAUUUGAUUCAUUAAAAAUGUAUUGAAAGGGGAAGCAAGACAAACCAUAUCUUAUUCAUGUAUGUUGGGCUAGAUUCCUCUCCUUCACAUCCCCCUUAGGUGGGGGAGGGGAACAUAUUAUUUACUUGACCCCAUCCUUGUAGAAAAUAAGUCAUGAGACUUUUGCAAUACAUGAAUAAAUUCUCCUCCCAAAUUACCUGCUGUUUGCCCAAACAACCAGAAGAAAAUUUGGCACUGAUUGAAAAAGUGUUGAGAGACUUCAGUCAAGUACCUCUAAAAUACAUAGUAUAAUGUGCAGCUUUCUCUUUUUCUUUACUUAGAGUCACCCAAAAGUUAUAUAUCAGAGGAUGCAGAAUCACCAUGUCCUACAGACCCAAAUACUAUGGAUGUAGAUGUUGUUGGAUCUCUGCCAACAAUGGUGAACCAACCAUGUAAGUCAACAGAAGUCAUCAAUGAGCAUUACAUCUUUGUUUCUUUGUUUACAACUUGUUUGAAGGUUAACCCUUUGAUAUUCAGGAAAGUGUUCUUGGUUGUUCUUAUUUAGGUCCAUUUCAUGCACCACACUUUUCAUGUGCUGAACCUAACAUCAUAAGUAGAUUAGAUGAAAGUUUGAUUGAAAAGCCGAAGUUCAACUUUGAGCACCUUAUAGCCUUUCUUUAUUCUUGGAUUAGCAGGGAAUUAUGAUUUUGCAUUGCCUCUGGAAUGUAUUUGAUUCAUAGCUUAGGCCAAACAAAAUUCAUGCAUAAUUGACUUGUUUUGAAUAUGCUGUUCUUCUGAAACUAUUUUGGGGAAAGGUAUGAUAGCUGUUUAAGUUAAGCAUCAACAGUAAGACUAGCGUAUUUUUUUAAAUUUGGAGCAGUCCAAAUCUAAAUUAACCCUUUAACUCCCAGAAGUGAUUAACAGGUAACUUCUCCCUACAAUAUUCAUACAUUACCCAGCAAAAAGGUAGAAAUUGUUAUCUUGAUCUAACACCAAACUCUCCAAACUAAUAUACAAGGAAAUGUAUAACAGUGAGAGGGGAGAACUAACAAUCAGAUCUUGGGAAUUAAAGGGUUGAGAUUGGCUCGUGAAAAGUUGGGGUCAUAACCUGGCCUCAUAAAUAGAAAUUGAGUUGAAGUUGUAACUGGGAGAUGUAAUUCACUCUCUUGCAGAUUUAUCUCAUGUUACUCCAGUAAGCUAUCAAGAACCAAUAUCAUGGUGUUCUAUCUCCUACUAUGAGCUGAACAACAGAGUUGGAGAUCAGUUCCAUGCUUAUCGUAACAGUAUCAUGGUAGAUGGAUUCACAGAUCCAAACACCAAAAACUCGGAAAGAUUCUGUUUAGGUCAAUUAACCAAUGUCAGUCGUAACUCAACCAUUGAGAGUGCAAGGCGACAUAUUGGAAAAGGUGUGCAUCUGUACUACGUGGGUGGAGAGGUUUUUGCUGAAUGCCUCAGUGAUUCUGCCAUCUUUGUGCAGAGUAGAAAUUGCAACAACAGCCAUGGUUUUCACCCUACAACUGUGUGUAAGAUCCCUUCAGGCUGUACCUUGAAAAUUUUCAACAACCAAGAAUUUGCACAGUUGCUUUCUCAGUCUGUUAAUUAUGAUUUUAAGGCUGUAUAUGAUUUGGUAAAGAUGUGUUCCAUUCGGCUGAGUUUUGUCAAAGGCUGGGGGGCUGAGUAUCAUCGCCAAGAUGUUACAAGUACACCGUGCUGGAUUGAAAUUCAUCUGCGUGGUCCUCUGCAAUGGCUUGACAAGGUGCUGACUCAGAUGAAUACAGAAGGAAUGAAUUCAACAAACUCAUUUGAUUAAUCUGUGUAAUCUUAUCUGUUGUUCCAGGAAAUAUUCAUGCAUUAACACGAAUCAAGUUUUGGUUUAAAAGGUCCCCCCUUUCCCUGACUCUGAACAAAUUCCCUUGUCUCCUCUCCCCCUCCCUUACCACCACAGGCAUAGUUGGGUUAAGUCACUGCCCCUUCCAUAAUCAUCUGCCCUCUUGAGUGGUGUAAUCCUUUUCCAAUCAAAUAUAUUGACAAUCAAACUUGUUUUCUAUAUAUCUGGUCAGAGAAAUGUAAGAAAUCUGCAAAUAAUUGCUUCUUAAACAAUAGCUGAAGAUAACUCAUACGGAGUAAAUUAGUGGGAAAGGAUUGUUUGCUUUUGGUCAAGCUUGUAAGAGGUAAUUACUAUAAGGGUGGGCAUGGAUGUUUCCUGGAAAAAAAAAGGCUUAAGUCUGUACUGGAGCCAAGGGGUCCACCCGGCCAGGGCUUAUCCCCGUUUUCAUGUAGCAUGAAGUGACUAAGAGUAUGACUUUCUCCCCCCUGAAUGAUGUGCCAAUGACCCAGCCAUGUGUUGAAACCAGGACCUCUCAACCCCAAGACCAGCACACUUUUAACUAUCAAGCUCACCAUGUCUCUUACAGAUGUUUCCUUGGGUAAAGCAUCCAAAACAAUUAUCAUACUCGUAUGAACUAGGUAACAAACCAGCAAAAUUAAUUGGACUUCUAUUGUAUUCCUACUUCAUGAUUUAGUUAAUGUCAUAAAUACUGCCAUAAUUAAAUCACAAAAAAUUAAAAAUUAAACUAAGGAGGUAGUGUGGCCAAGUGGCUUUAAGGGUCUGGAUGGCAUUGUCUGUUUCAGAUCUAAACCUUGCAAACUUCCCCCCCCCCCCCCUUCUCCCUCAGAGGUGAAGGGGUUCCCCUAAUGAUGUAAUAUAUUAUAACAAUAUUGUUGUUUUUAGUGAAAUUAUGAGGACUCAUCUCAGCUUGUAAAAUCAAGCAAUGAUUAUUUAAGAUUUUAUAACUAUUACUCUUGGAUUCAGAUCAUUUACUCUGUAAUAUACUGUAUAAAGUUUUUUUUCUCAUGCAACUGUAACUGCAUGCUUUCUGUGUGAAGUUUAAAAUCAAUUAAAUUAAAAAAAAAAAAAGACCACUUCUGCAUUGAGGUCGGAGGAAUAAGGUAAUUGGUACUUUUUUUUUAAAGUUUGUAACCCAGAACUUGGGUACUUGGAUGUUAUGCAGUAACUCCUCAUCGUCCUCGUGACGUAGAAUUUUACGCUGAGUCCAAGUAUGAAUUCCUCAGCUACAAAUGAUCAGAGUCAGAAGUCUAUUGUUGCCAAUCCUGUGUGUUGGUUUCUCUGUGUCGUUUCCCGAUUCGGCUCAUGUAUUCCAGAUAUCGUUCAGCGGCAUGUACCAGCGAGUUAGUAUCCAUCAUGUAAUCAGGACAUCGAAGAAAAUGGCGGCGGAUUUCAAGUAAGUGUGCUGCCUCUUCGAUCGAGUCGUUUAGCAAUCAGUUUUCGACAUUCACUUUACUCUUUGCAUCUUCACAUUGUAGGACUGCACAGCCAUUAGAAUAUUACAGGCAGUUUCUGGUGAGCAAAUCUUUCGUUUAAGUUGAAAUACAAGCGUGCUGAACGGUGCGGCUGAAAAAAUAUAUCUUGUUUUAAGCCAGGGUUUGUGUCCAUUUAAAUGCACGCUAGGAAGUCUUUAUCUUUUUAUUUUAAUUUGUAGAAGGAGAAUGUAAGGCCAGAUGGUCGUGCACUCUUAGAGUUUAGAAAAACGAUUCUCAAUGUUGGUAAGAUGAGGUCUUUUUGUUUCCUACGUUUUGACACUUUUCAUACCAUGUGAAUUUUUACGUUCUUUAGGCUUAUCUUAACAAUCUUUCCAUGAUUUUUGCUAGGUUCUAUAUCGACAGCCGAGGGAUCGGCUUUGGUUAAAGUUGGAAACACGACAGUUGUCUGUGGAGUCAAAGCAGUUAGUAUACACUGCUACCAUACUGUCACGAUGUAUUUCUUUUACCCUCCUACGAGUGACUAGCCUCUAAUUUCUCCUUACAAUAUCACCCCUGAGUCACACAUUAAGGCUAUGAGAAUUUAGGAAAUCAUCACCAACUUUAGAAGCUCCUGACUUUUAGGCAAAUUCUCCUUGUCAGCAGCUUAGGAAAUGUACAGGGAAUAGUAUGGAGAAUAUGCGUCCUGAUGUUAAGGUGUAAACGGUUAAAGUUGAAGCUGAAAGUUAAAGUUGAAGUUAAAGCUGAAGCUGAAGUAGGGAACUUCAGCUGUCAUAUUCUGCUUUCCAUUACUGAGGAAACUCUAAAUUUACCAAAUUUUAAUGUUUUAACGUUAAUGUUUUGUGUUUACAUAGUAAACUAAGUAAAUAAUAGGCAUUCUUACCAAAAUUAAGGCUUUUGUCAAUUCUCAUCCAUAGGAGUUUGCUGUGCCAAGUCAGGAUAAACCAAAACAUGGCUUCAUAGGUCAGUAAUAAUGCUAAUGGUGAUAGUGAUGAGAUCACACAAAGGAGCUUGCUGGUGUUUACAUCUGCAUCUAUUGGAGUUACAAUCAACAAAGAACUCAAACCUCAACUUCUAUGCCAUCACUAUGUUUUCACAAUUUAACCCUUGAAACCCUAAUUUCUCCAUAUAGUAAUACUGCCAAAUAAUUCUGUAAGAUCGCAAGAAUAAAGGGAAUUAUGACCAACCUAAGAGGCUUUGAUUGUAAAAGGAAUUCUCCUUGUCAGUACCAAAUGAAAUGUGUAGAGAAGAGUAUGAAGAAUAUAUAUAUUAACAUUAACCCUUUAACUCUUAUGAGUGACCAAGAUAGAAUUUCUCCUUACAAUAUCAAUACAAUAUCAAGCAGGCAAGUGAUAAGAAUAUAGAAAAAAUCUUAAUUAGGGGAUUAUUUGUUGAUCCAAUACCAAAUUAUCCAAACAAGCACCACAAGAACUGUAUUGCAGACAGUAAGGAGAAUUCAUGAUGAGAUCUUGGGCAUUCAAGGGUUAAGGUGUAAAGGGUUUAGCUAUGUCUCCCUUGACCCUUUCACUCCCAAGAUCUAAUUAGUAAUUCUCCUUACUAUCUGCCAUACAAUUCUUAUGAUGUUAGUUCAGAGAAUUUGGUAUUGGUUCAACUAAUCUUAAAUUGAUAUCCUUCUCUAUUCUCAUCACCUACCUGCUUGAUAUUGUAUUGAUAUUGUAUGGAGAAAUUCUGUCUUGGUCACUUAUGGGAGUGAAAGGGUUAAGUAGCAAGGUAUACCUCUUGUACUUUUGAAUCAAGUAAAUAAUUAUCAUGUGAAUUUUUUGAUUUUCAAAUAUGAUUGAAUAAGAUGACAAAUUUAUUAAUUUAAAAUUUGUGCAUUUAGUUCCUAAUGUAGAUUUACCUCCUCUUUGUUCCUCUCGUUUUCGCCCGGGUCCUCCUGGUGAACAAGCACAAGUUUUGAGUCAAUUCGUGGCUGAUGUUAUCUCCAAGUGAGUACCUGAACAUGAAGAAGGAUAGAUUUGAAACCUUUUGUUUCUUUGCUAUCAUUUCCAUGGUAAUCAGUUUUAGUACAAUUUGGGGAAAUUGAGUGUUUUACUGUUUGCAUUAUCAGCUGUGAACCAAUCAAUCUGGAGGACUUGUGUAUUGUGGAGGGCAAGGUAGGAAGCUCCUUUCACAGUUCUGAUGUGAGCUGAAUUUACAUUGGAUGUGUUUACAGAGUGCAAAAUAAUGGCAGGUCAUUGGAUAACAUCAAGUCAAAUAUGGGUUUUUGUCUAGGUAACUCCUUGGAUGGCAGGAUAUUUUGUCCUGUUGUUUACCCAUGUAAUGAAGAUUUAAAUUCCAAGCUAAUUUCAGGUUUUAGAUACAGCUGUAUCACUUUUCCUGCACUGAGUUCAAGGCUACACUGUACUUGUUUUGUAAAAAGAAGGGGAAUGAUUUAUGAGAUAUGAUGCAAUGUAUCUCUGUCUGUCCAAAAUUGGGUGGUGUUCAGACAAAAAUUUUUUUUGUGCCUCUUCUUUAAAAAAAGAGAUGUGCCAUGGUAAAAGACCUUUUGUAAAGGAAUUUUUCUUUCACCUCCCAACAUGUAUAAUUUGAAUUUGUACCUUGGAAUCUCCCAUCCUUCACAUAUCACAAGACUAUCUUACAGGACUACAGGUACUUCCUGCUUCAGUCUUUUAACUGUGCUUUUUCUUCCAGUUGUCAUGGGUCCUGUAUGUGGAUAUUAUGUGUCUUAGUUAUGAUGGAAAUGUAACAGAUGCAUGUCUCAUAGCUGCUAUUGCUGCCCUCCUAAACAGUGAGUAAUAUUCCUUUUAUAGACAGGCAGGAGAGAAUAUUGUGUUGCCAAGUUACCUUUUUUUUGGAGGGGGAGGGGAGGGGUGGAUGUUGUGUUGGCACUAGCCAAAACACAUACAGUCCUUUCUGUUUUGGAAGCUUUCCUUUACAGUUAAUAAAACUUUGUUAUUGACGUUUCAGUACAUUAAUAUUAGGUACUUUAGAACAGUAACAUGGUCACUCUACUUACCUAGAAUGAUUUUGGUUCCCAGCACACCUUCAUUCAGUGACAAUAGAUGAAGAGACACAAAUUCCAUUACCAUCUGAAGAGAGAGAAGUUCUGUUGAACCUUAGGGCACAUCCUGUCUCUGCUACACUUGGUGUAUUUGAUGAGUAAGUCAUGGUAGGCUGUACAGUCAAACAAGUCUUUAAACAAGAUGCAUUUUCUACUAAAGACAACAGUGUUAUGUCUUGACUUAAUUGUUAAAUCCAGCAAACAUUGAUUUCUUUUUUCCCUUGUAGCACAGUAUUGUUUGCUGACCCAACAGAUGAAGAGGAAAAUCUAGUGACUGGAAUUGUGACAGUAGUCAUCACAGAUGAUGAUAAAAUUGCAGCAGUUCAUAAACCAGGUAACAUGUGCUUUGGUGAUCUGACAAUUGUGGGGCAGGCAAAAAAAAUACUUUUAGCCUUUGACACAGUUCAAUUGCAAUAACAACAACAACAACCAUUUUGUAAGCUAAAACUAUGCUCAGUAGCAGUUUCAGUCUUUGAAGUGAUGGUGGUUGGAGGAGAAUUCUUCAUAUUGCUGUUGUCUAUGUUUUUUUUUCUUCAAGGUGGAUCACCCCUAGCAGAUGAUAAACUACAGGAAUGCUUCAAAGUGGCAGUGAAAAGAGCAAAAGAAGUCAGAGAUCUUGUACAAACAGCUUGUAUAAAUGUUGACAGAUGAUACAACAUCCUACAGUAUCUUGCUAUUAAAAAAUAUUCUCUACAUACAUAACAAUGACUUCAUUCUUUGAUUUAAACAUUGGUAGAUUUUGACGAAAAAGUCCAAGAUUGUACGUUAGUGUCUAAAGUUGCAUGCUGGUGUCCAAAUUUGGACGGAGGUGUCCGAACUCCAAAGGUGUUUGAAAUAGGACAGUAGCAUCUGAAAGGGGAUGGAAGUGUCUGAAAUCCAACGAAACAGUACAACAUUGUUCACAACCAUUUAUCUGCGGAUGUUAGUUCUCUUUCCAGCAUUUUUGGGUCUAACAAUCAACUAGUUUUCACUGGAAACAGUAUAAGAGAUCGCAAACUUUACUCUUAUUUUCCAGUAAUAAACUCUAUGAUGGGGAAGGAUUCUGACUUUAUUUUACCAAUUGUAGUAUGACUCUAGGACUAAAUAUAAUGCUGUCAUUAAGAAAAGAGGGAUGAGUCAGAUACCAGAGGAGGAUGUGCACUCUUUUGCUCUAUUUCAAUUUAAUAUUAACAUAUACAUCUCAGCCAGGCUACAUCAAUUAUUGAAUCUUGCUG